Linnemannia hyalina is the source of this 438-nucleotide messenger RNA. The record is from the annotation of a GenBank genome assembly. NCBI's taxonomy places the organism in Eukaryota, Fungi, Mortierellomycota, Mortierellomycetes, Mortierellales, Mortierellaceae.
AUGUGCAAUGGAACGCGACUACAGAUCACCAACCUUAAAAAAUAUGUCAUCGAGGCGAAAAUCUUGCCUGGAUCGUUUACCUACAACAUUGUCCUCAUAUCCCGCAUUCCUCUCACAACAAACGACGACGUAUCGCGUCUGUCUCCCGCGGGCUUUAUUGACGGCUGCCAGUCUGUUUGGCAUGCUCCUGAUGAGGUUUCGACAAAACUCGACUGGAAGCUUGUACCAUUCAGCCGCGAUGCGUCUCCACAGCUUGUCGGCCUUAUCAAGUACUUUCCCAGCUGGAUCUUCAAAUACUUCCACAUGUGUUCGAUCGGGUUGAGAUCAGGAGACUGUGCUGGCCAGUUCAAAAGCGUUCCCUCCUCCUCUGUCAAGUCCACUGAUUUCAAGUACGCUUUGGUGACCUUGGCGGUAUGCUUCGGAUCAUUGUCAUGCUGA